Clonostachys byssicola is the source of this 1344-nucleotide messenger RNA. Lineage: Eukaryota; Fungi; Ascomycota; Sordariomycetes; Hypocreales; Bionectriaceae. The record is from the annotation of a GenBank genome assembly.
AUGAAAUUCUAUCACGCGUUUGUCUGUGCGGUGGUUGCAUGCCUACCCUUCGCUACGGCAGUGCCACUUGAAGAGAGAGGUCAACCAACGCUUCCCACGGAAGACGCCUUCUAUAAGAUUCCUAGCAACAUUGAGGAUUAUGCUCCGGGUCAAAUCAUCGACUCGCGUAGACCUCCGUACCCCAUCGCAUCAUUCGGAGUCUCGCCUGUCAACCUUGCAGACUCGUGGCAAAUUCUCUAUAGAACCAACGACAACUUCAACAGUGCUACGGCAACGGUCUUGACGGUCCUCGUCCCCCACAAUGCCGACUACACGAAGGUGCUCUCGUACCAGGUUGCACAGGACUCAGCAUACGCAAACUGUGCUCCCUCCUACGCAUUUCAACUCAAGUCGGCCACAGGAGGUCUCUUGGGGACCAUCCUCUCCCAGGCGGAGCUGUUGCUGAUGCAAGCUGCCCUCGAGCAAGGCUGGAUCGUCAUUUCUCCCGACCAUGAAGGCCCCAGAGCUGCCUACCUGGCCAACAAGCUGGCAGGGUAUGCCACCUUGGAUGGUAUCCGUGCCGCACUGAAUUCUGCAAGCUUCACGGGGAUCUCACAGCGUCCCACCAUCAGCCUUUGGGGAUACUCGGGCGGGGCCAUCGCUUCUGCUGCUGCGGCAGAGCUACAGCCAUCUUAUGCUCCGGAGCUUCGCAUCGCCGGCGCGGCGGUAGGCGGGGUUGUGCCUAAUAUCACGACCACCAUUGCCGGCAUCAACAAACGGACAGUCGCCGGCUUGAUCCCUGCGGGCGUACUUGGUAUUGCGAGCCAGUACCCCGAAGUUACUACGCUACUGGAGAAUGAGAUCCGCCCUGAAUACAAAGCGGCAUUUGCGGAUGCUGCAAGCCAAUGUUUCACGGCCAACGUACUCCAAUUCGCGUUCAAGGAUGUGAUUGGCAUGUUCAAGGACCCAACUAUCCUCUACCGCGAUCAGGCGAAGCGGAUCAUUGACGAGAACGCAUUGGGACAGGCUAUACCUCAAAUUCCAAUGUACAUGUAUAAGUCUGUCCGAGAUGAAGUCAGCCCCGUCGAGGAGACUGAUGCAUUGGUGAGAAACUACUGCGCGGGAGGAGCCAGAGUCAAAUAUGACCGUGAUUUGCUGUCCGACCAUGGCUCACUCGCUCUGCUCGGUGUCGGCAAAUCACUUGUAUGGCUCAAGGAUAUCAUGAACGGUGGACCAGGUCCAGUACAGUGUUCUACUUCAACGUUGAUUUCCUCGCUUCUGGACCUCAAGGGCACCAAAUUGCUGUCUAAGACUCUCCUAGAGGCAUUUCUAAACUUGCUUGGUUCUCCUGUCGGACCGCCGUAG